Messenger RNA from Panicum hallii, 630 nucleotides. Its product is annotated as 60S ribosomal protein L37-3-like. The transcript has 4 exons. Gene Ontology annotation, biological process: translation. The record is from RefSeq and is a predicted model, not a curated record. Bases 142 to 432 code for a protein of 96 amino acids. Gene Ontology annotation, molecular function: structural constituent of ribosome; RNA binding. Gene Ontology annotation, cellular component: ribosome; cytosolic large ribosomal subunit. NCBI's taxonomy places the organism in Eukaryota, Viridiplantae, Streptophyta, Magnoliopsida, Poales, Poaceae.
UGGCAUUAGGCCCAUGGAAGGUCCACCUGCAGACCAACCCUUCCGGCUACUCUAUAAAAGCUCGCCCCCUCCGCUCGCUAGGUUUUUGGCGAGUUCCUCUUCUCCUCGGCGGCGGCGGCAAGCGAAGAAGCCGGCGGCGAAAUGGGCAAGGGUACGGGAAGCUUCGGCAAGCGCCGGAACAAGACCCACACGCUGUGCGUGCGCUGCGGCCGCCGCAGCUUUCACCUGCAGAAGAGCACCUGCUCCUCCUGCGGCUACCCCGCUGCCCGCAUCCGCAAGUACAACUGGAGUGUGAAGGCCAUUAGGAGGAAGACUACUGGCACAGGGAGGAUGAGGUACCUUCGCCACGUGCCCCGGAGGUUCAAGAGCAACUUCACAGAGGGAACUGAGGCGGUAUCACGGAAGAAGGGAGCUGCUGCUGGCGCCAACUAAGUGUGUUCUCCACUUAGCUAGGCCGGGCUGUGGAUCAUGAAACUAGAGUUUUUUUUGCUUUACUUUUAUGUUCCUGAAUUGAGAGGCAAACGAUGCUUGUCUAUGUUAUUUCAUAUCCUGGAUGUUAAUCCUUCAGUUUUGAAUGUUGAAUCGGGCCUGAUUGUUAUUUGUCACCCUAUUUACAGAAUUAACUCUACA